Molecule: messenger RNA, 1449 nt
Organism: Didymosphaeria variabile
Lineage: Eukaryota; Fungi; Ascomycota; Dothideomycetes; Pleosporales; Didymosphaeriaceae
Exons: 3
Coding region: 1-1449 (482 amino acids)
Molecular function (GO): iron ion binding; monooxygenase activity; heme binding
Source: RefSeq, a predicted model, not a curated record
AUGCCGGCUCUUCUAUAUCUUGGCUGCAAAAUUGGCUACAACCUUCGAUUUCACGCUCUCUCCAAGUACCCCGGACCAUUAGCAUGGCGCACAUUCGAAUUUCCGCAUCGAUGGUACAAGGCCACGGGACGGUUGCCGUUUAAGAUUAAGGAACUUCAUGACCGAUAUGGCUUGGUAGUCCGCACGGCUCCGAACGAACUCUCGUUUGUCGACCCGCGGGCCUGGAAGGAUAUAUAUGGUCACCGAGAGUUCAUGCGACCAGAUUCACUCCGCCGCAGGCCACCUGGUGUAGCCGAUAAUCUCAUCACCGCGGAUGCCGACACUCAUGCUCGUUUCCGCAAGGUAAUGAAUCCCGCCUUCGGAGACUCGGCGGUCCGGGACUAUGAGCCGAUUGUCAAGGCGUAUUUUCUCAAGAUGCUCGCGCGUCUGGAUGAGAGGACUCACGGUGGCGGCUACGUGGAUCUCUUACACUUUAUUAACUGUGGCGUCUUCGACAUCAUCGGUGACGUGACUUGGGGCAGAUCAUUUGACUGCCUGGAAUUCGAUCAGCCGCCCGCCCUCCUCUCGGUUCUAUUACAUUUCAAGGCCGCCGUCAUCGCCAGCAGCAUUUCACCUUAUGUUGGAUCCCUGAGCCGCGUGCUUACCCCAAAGCCAGACCUCAUCCGACUUGACCAUGUUUUUGCUUCGGUCCGUCAGCGAGUUUCCGAGCGAGUCACCGGCACGGCACGUCAGCACGACAUUAUGAGCUACAUGCUUCGAGACCCCAAGCACAGUGAUGCAAUUCUCUCCGAGGCAGAGAUCCAGACCAAUUCUCUGACUCUGACUAUGACAGGCAGUGAGCCUCUCACCUCGACCCUCUCAGCGGCCAUGGCAUUGCUGCUCGCGAACCCUGCCCAGCUGCGGCGGGUCAGCAGCGAGAUCCGCGCCGCAUUCGCGUCACUGGACGACAUUUCGGCGCGCGAAGCGGCCGAACUACCAUUCCUGCACGCUGUGCUUUUGGAGACGUUGCGCAUCUAUCCCGCCGUUCCCGACAGCCGGCUGCGCCAGGUGCCACCGGGGGGUGCCGUCGUGGCCGGCGAGCAUCUUCCGACAGGCACCACGGUCGCGAUGGGAUGCUACUCGACGUUCCGUAGCUCACGGUGGUUUACGGAUGCCGAUACUUUUGCGCCAGAGCGGUGGCUUCGCAAGAACGAUGCCGAGGCCGCCGAGGCGGUCCGACGCUUUCCUGCCCACAACCUCGACGCAUAUCAGCCGUUUGGAAUUGGGCCGCGAAACUGCCUUGGUCAGGCCCUUGCUUGGGUCGAGAUGCGGCUGUUCCUCGCCAUGCUGCUGUGGAAAUACGACCUGGAGGUCCCGGCGGGUGAGGAUGCCUCGUCUUGGAUGGACCAGAAGAUUUGGUGGACAUGGGAGAAGGGACCGCUCCAUGUGAAGCUAGUUCAAGCGCAGUGA